GAUACCAUUCUUUUGCAGAAAAAAAUAUUUGGUCGAAAACAAUUCCGUAGAAUACGAACAAUGUUAAGACGUUUGGAUCGACUUGAAAAAUUAUUAACGAAAAAUGAAUGUGACAAUAAUCCCUGUCAAAAUGGUGCUACAUGUGAAGAUGGUUUUAAUCAAUAUUUUUGCCGUUGCCGUUCAGGAUUUAUGGGUCAAAAUUGUGAACAAGAUGUUGAUGAAUGUGUCCAAUAUCAGGGAACCGAAUUAGGUUGCCAAAAUGGUGGUACUUGUUUGAAUAUUUUUGGCAGUUUUGUCUGUCUUUGUCCAGCAAAUCAUCAAGGUCUUCGUUGUAAUAUCGAAUUCAAUGAUUGUCAUAAUGUUAGUGAUCAUGAAAUCUGUGGUCAAGGCUUAUGUUUAAACAUACCACGAACUCAGAACAAAGUGGCCGCAUUCCGCUGUGUUUGUUUUCAAGGUUUUACUAAAUCAAAUCCAAAUAUUGAAAGUGCUCCAUGUGAUGUAGAUGUAGAUGAAUGUCGUCUAGGUAUCGAUAGAUGUUCAAAAGAUCCACCAGUUGAUUGUAUCAAUACUCGAGAUGGUUAUCAAUGUGGUCCUUGUCCUUCUGGAUAUACUGGUGAUGGUUUUCAUUGUAAUGCAUAUGACCGUUGUUUGAUCAAUAAUGGUGGCUGUUCAAUAUCUCCACGUGUCUCAUGUUUUCCUUCCAGUUCAUCAGAUCGAGUUGUUUGUGGUCCUUGUCCACCAGGUUAUGUUGGUGAUGGUAUUACUUGUUCAACUGUUGAUGGUGAUAUUUGUUCAACCAAUAAUGGUGGUUGUUCACCGGAUGCAACAUGUAUUGCUAAUGUUGCCAUAUCAGCAAGAUUUCGACAAUGCCGAUGUAAUGAUGGCUACACAGGUUCAGGUGAAGGAUCACAAGGAUGUCAACGAAUCAGUUCAUCUGCAACAAAUUGUAUUAAUAAUCCUUGUCAACACGGUGCAUCAUGUAUGUCUUAUAUUCAUCAUGGCGUAUCGGAUGUAUAUUGUAUAUGUCCACCGGAUUAUACCGGAAGAUAUUGUGAAAAUCAAGCUAAUCUAUGUCGAACAAAUCCUUGUCAAAAUGGCGGUCGUUGUAUCAAUAAUCAUGGAGUUCAUUAUUGCCAAUGUUCAAAUGAAUAUAUGGGAAUCAAUUGUGAACAACAACGUGACACUUGUGGUGGACAAUUGGAUUCACCAGCUGGAAUUCUUUCAUUUCCAACUACAAACUCAUCAGCAAAUACCUAUGCAGAUAAUGUAACAUGUAUAUGGGUAAUUCAAAAUAGUCAACAAAGUACGAAAGUUUUGAAUAUAACAUUUACUCGUUUCAAAAUGGAACAAUCACCCGGUUGUGCAUUUGAUUUUCUGGAAAUUUUUGAUGGUCCAUCACGAGAAUAUCGUAAUUUGGGAAAAUUUUGUGGCUAUAAAAAUCUGCCAAAAGGUGGCAAUAUUAUCACAUCGUUCAAUUCAAUUUAUUUGAAAUUUCGAUCCGAUCCAAGUGUAGCACAUGAAGGUUUUUCAUUAACAUGGGAUACAAUCAAUCCAAAAUGUGGUGGUUUAAUUAUGAAUCGAACAACUGGUAUAAUUGAAUCGCCUGGUUAUCCACAUCAUUAUCCAGCUAAUCGGGAUUGUCAUUGGGAAAUAAUAGCCGAUUAUGGAAAACGUAUACAAUUCAUUUUUACCGAUUUAGACAUUGAACCAAGUCCAAAUUGUACAUUUGAUUAUUUAAUAAUACGUGAAAGUUUAUCUCGUCUUCCUUCAUCGAUUCGAACGAUCAAUUCUAAUGCCGAUGCUAUCAAUAUUAUAGCACGUUAUUGUAAUUGGACUGCAUCACCUGAACAAUCUAUUCCACCACCAAUUACAACAAGUGGUUCAUUUGCACGUAUCCAUUUUCAUUCUGAUCCUGGUAUACAUAGCCGUGGUUUUCAUCUGGUUUUCAAUCAAAUACCCGGUGUUUGUGGUGGUAUUCUUACCGGAUCCAGUGGUAUAUUUCAAUCACCAAGUACAGCUUAUACAUCAACAACAACUGGUCGUACAUUUCUUAUCUAUCAAAAUAAUAUUGUUUGUGAUUGGUUAAUUCGUGUAAUGCCAAACGAAAGAAUUUCAUUAAGAUUUUUAAGUUUUGCAUUAGAAUCCGAUACAACAGUGAUGAGAUCUCGUAAUCGUUCAGGUCUUUGUACAUUCGAUUAUGUUGAAAUAUAUGAUGGAGAAUCAUAUGAAUCACCAUUACGUGCACGUCUAUGUGGCCGUAUUAUUCCACCUGAAAUAAUUUCUACAGGUCGAUUUUUACGAGUAAAAUUUCGUUCCGAUAUGAGUGUUGCCUUAAGAGGUUUCGUUGCGAAAUAUCAAGCAUUAUGUGGAGGUGAAUUCAGUGAAUUACAAGGACGAAUUGAAUCACCAAAUUAUCCAGCACCAUCAUUAUUAUCGAAGAAUUGUACAUAUCAGAUUAAUGUUCCAAUCGAUCAUAUUAUUGAAUUUACUGUUGAACAAAUGGAUAUUGAAUUUGAUCAUCGUUGUAUGUUUGAUUAUCUAAUGGUACAAGGAAAACGUUAUUGUGGCCAAAAUCCUCCACCACCAUUCUAUUCGAUGAAUAAUGAGCUUAAAAUUUAUUAUGUUAAUGAUGAAUCUAAACCAUCAAUAGGUUUUAUUGGAAGUUAUCGAUCAAUUGAAAUUGGUUGCGGUGGUGUUUUAAAACAAGGUGAACCAAUGAUUGCUAUUUCGGCUGAACGUCUUGUUACAUCGUCGAUAGUGAAUCAAUGUUUUUGGGAAAUUCGUGCUAAUCAAUCACAUCUGGUUAUGUUGAAAUUUUUUCAUACAGAAAUUUCAUCAUCAUUAUCAAUGUCAAACGGAAUUCAAUCGGAUGAAUCACAUUAUUCCAUCGAACGUACAACCAAUUGUUAUGAUCAUUAUAUUAUGGUCAAUGAUUCGGAUGGAAGUUUAAUUAAAAAAUUUUGUGUCGAACAACUACCACCUCCACUUAUUUCGACAGGAAGUAUAAUGUUUGUCACUUAUGUUCUUAAUAAUACACAGCCUAAUCAAGAAUUUGAUUCGAUGGAUUCAAAUUCCACUAAUGCUACUAGACUCACAACAGUACCAACAACAACAAUAUCGGCGAUACAACCAAGAUUUGAUCGAAUGAUAAUGCGAUCAUUCUAUGCUACUUAUCAUUUUGUUCCUGCACGAUCAUUUUGUGAUAAAAAUAUUUUCAAAAAUAUUGGUGUAAUCCGUUCUCCUAGAUAUCCACGACGAUAUCCUGCAAAUCGUAAUUGUACUUGGAUUAUACACGUAGAUAAUGGUCUUCAAAUUCAUUUGAAUUUUACUCAAUUUCGUUUAGAACCAGCCAGUGAAGUAAAUAGUCGAUGUUAUGAUUAUCUAGAAAUUCGUAAUGGUCGUCGUCCAGAUUCACCAUUAAUCGGACAAUUCUGUGGUUCUGGACCAAUUCCAGAUAUCAUAUCGCAUAGUAACUAUCUAUUCAUACGUUUCAUUUCGGAUCCAUCAAUGCAAAACAAAGGUUUUGAAGUUUAUUAUGAAGCAAUGGCAACUGGUUGUGGUGGAACAAUGACAGCUGAAUCUGGUAGCAUUGAAUCACCUGGUUAUCCAGAUUAUUAUAUCAACAAUAUGAAUUGUGAAUGGAAAAUACGUGUAGCAGAAGGUUCGAUUAUUUCCGCCUAUCUGGUAACAUUGGAUAUGGAACGUACAAAUGCAGCUAAAAACUGUGAAUUUGAUUAUUUAGAAAUAUAUGAUAGUGAUAAUGGAAAUGAAGCAAGAAAAUCAUUGGGAAAAUUUUGCAAUCAUAAUGAUAUAUCAAGACCUCUUAUCAAAACUACUGGCAACAAAAUGUUUAUCCGUUUCGUAACUGAUGCAACCAUAAAUCGAGGUGGAUUCAAAUUAAAUUAUCGAACUGAUUGUAAUCAAACAUUGAUUGGACGUUACGGUGUGAUUGAAUCACCUAAUUAUCCAGAUCCACAUCCACAUAAUUUGAAUUGUAUAUGGCAUAUAUUAGCACCAUUAGGUAAUAAUAUUACUAUUGCAUUUUCACAACUUGUUUUGGAAACAAAUGUAGAUUGUAAAUUUGAUUAUAUUAAUAUUUCCGAAGUAAUACGACCAAAUCAAUUUCGACUUCAAGAUGUCAAUCUAUUGAAAAUAAAUGAACCAAAUGAUAUUAAAACAAAAAUGACACUUUGUGGAAAUUAUACCGGUUCAUUACCUACGAUGAUACGUAUAGAACAAAAUGAAGCUCUAAUACAGUUUAUAUCGGAUGAAACACGUUCGAUUGAAAGUGGAUUUCGUUUAGAAUGGUCAUCCACUGGUUGUGGUGGAGAAUUUCGUAAUCAUCCAAUAGGCGUUAUAUCUUCACCCGAUUAUCCAAAUUCAUAUCCAUUAAAUGUUGAAUGUUUAUGGCAUAUUUAUGCCGAACCUGGUUACAAAAUUGAUCUUAUGAUCGAAGAUUUAGACAUUGAAUUAUCAAAUGAUUGUGUUUAUGAUAAUCUUCAGGUAUUCAGUGGUAAUAAUGAUCGUAAUUCUCCUUUAUUAUUAAAACAAUGUAGUCGUACAUCAAAUAUUCAUCUAUCUUCAUAUGGUAAUGAAAUGACAAUUAAAUUAACAUCCGAUCUAUCCAAUUCACAUCGUGGAUUUAAUGCUACAUUUCGAACUACUGAACGAGGCUGUGGCGGUACUUAUUUGGCUGAAAAAGGAACAAUUACAUCGCCUAAUUAUGGUGGUGGUAAUCAUUAUGAUCCAAAAACCGAUUGUUCUUAUCGAUUAAUGGCUGAAGAAAAUUUUGAUAUUGAAUUAAUUGUCAAUGAUUAUGAUAUACCUAAAUCUAUAAACUGUUCAGCAAGCUAUCUGGCCAUUUAUGAUGGAUUUUUUGAUGAAUCGGAUUCUGUACUUUUGGCAAAGUUCUGUGGUCAAUUAUCACAACCAACCAAAGAAGAAUUGAAAUUUCGUAGUAAUAAUUCUGUACUAUCUGUUCGAUUAUUUUCCGAUGGACUACAUACUGGUCGUGGUUUUAAUAUUACUUAUCGAAAAGUUUGUGGAAAAACAAUCAUAAUCGAUGAUCAAGAACAAUAUCAAAAUAUAUUAUCACCAAAUUAUCCUCAUCGAAUUAAUCAGGAAAAACCAUGUCAUUUUAUAUUGAAAACAUCAAAACCUGAAGAUAGGCUAACUGUUCGUUUUACACAUCUCGAUACAACAAAUAUUGAUCCUGGUCAGAUUCCUUGUGAAUUUCUUAAAAUCGAAAUUUAUGAAGGACGAGAACAAUUACCUAAUAAACGAUUACAACAGAUUUGCAAUCAUAUAAUACCACCACCAGUUGUAUCACAAGGUGAUACACUUCUUUUAAUUGUUCAAGCUGCCAUAUUUCGUGCCUUAGUAUCAUCGAUUCAUUCAUUUUGUGGUGGUGAUUUUCAUAAUACUGAAGGCUAUAUUGCAACACCUGGAUAUCCAAAUAGCUAUCCAUUAAAUAUUGAAUGUAUUUGGGUGUUGGAAGCAGCACCAAGUAAUCGUUUUGAAUUGGAAUUUGUUGAAAAUUUUGAUAUUGAAUCAUCUGAUUAUUGUAAUAAUGAUUAUCUGGAAAUUCGUUUAGAUAAUUCAAGUGGAACAAUUCUUGGUCCAAAUGGUCAACGUUUAUGCGGGCAAUUUGAUGGUAAACAAAAACCAUUACCACAAAUUCAAAUUGAUUCACCAGGAAAUUUAUGGAUAAAAUUUCGUACUGAUGAUGUUGGCGUUGCAAAAGGAUUUCUUCUUCAUUUUCGAAUUGCAACUAUCACUUAUCUUUCUUCUUCAAACGGAAUGAUUGGAUCACCAGGUUGGCCAAGUGGUUUUUAUUUUGAAAAUGUUACAUUUAUUUGGUAUGUUGUUGUACCACAUGAUCAUUAUAUCAAAUUAGAAUUUCAAGAAUUUUCACUUCAUGGUGAUCAAAUUAUCAAUUUUUGUCCAUUUCAAUUAUCAAUCUAUAAUGGUAUUGUAGAUUUUAGUCAAAUUUCAUCAUCACUUACCGAACAAAUAUCAACCAAUUUACAAUCAUCAAUUUUUCCUGAACCAAAACAAUCUUAUUGUGGUCAACAACUUCCAAAUGAUUUUAUUGCCGAUUCAAAUGCAAUAACAUUAAUGUAUAUGAGAAAAUAUGAUGCAUAUAUUCCAUCGAAACAAAUCAAAUUUUUACUGAAAUGGUCAAUGCUUAAUGGUACUGAAUAUACAAAUAUAAAACAAAAUAUUGGUAUACCAGAUAAUAUUAAUACAACAUUUAGUAUAUUUAUUGAUCAUGGACAAUCAUAUAAUUUAUUGUCAGAAAAUUUCACUUCAUAUGGAAACGAUAUUGAUUGGUAUUUUCGUACAAAACAAUCAAUGCAUAUGAAUGUUACCGUUGAUCUUAUGGCUAUAAAUCCUCAAUCAUCAUGUUGGUCAAAUAAAAUGACAUUAUAUGUUUGGCAAACAACAAAACAUCGAUGGCAAUCAAUAAAAACUAUUUGUAGUCGUAUGACUGAACCAAUUGAAAUUCGUGAAAGUAAUGAAUUUCGUUUAAAUUUACGUUAUUUUAAAAAAUUUGAAAGUUUUCCAGUGAAAGCCAACUAUAAUUUAACAAUAACUCCAAUUUGCGGUGGAAAUCUAACCGAUCAACCGAAUGGUGAAAUCGAUUCAUCAGAAGAUAUUGAUGAACAAAUUCGUGGUAUUAAAAUAUGUGAAUGGAAAAUUAAAGUACGUGAAGGGCGAACGAUAAGAUUUCAUAUAGAAUUUUAUUCGAUUGGAUUUAUUAUCGAUUCAUCUACAUGUCAAAAUAGAGGUGAAUCAUUAGAAAUUCAUAAUGGUCAUUCAAUUGAUUCACCAUUAUUGACACGUCCAUUAUGUGGUCAUGCAACAACAUGGUUUACAUUAUCAGAUACAAGUACAAAUUAUGCUUAUGUUGUAUAUCGAAGUAAACGUGCAACAAAUUCAUUUCGAAUACGUUAUGAAGAAAUUGGUAUUAAAUGUGGUGGUGAAUUUGUUAUAAAACGUGCUGGUGAUGAUGUUAUAAUAUCAUCACCAGAUUAUCCGGAAUAUCCUAAACAUGAUAUUAUUUGUGAAUGGAUAAUUCGUGGUCCAUUAGAUUAUGGUAUACAGAUUACAUUUGAACAAGAAAAAUGGUCAUCAUGUGAUAAGAAUAAUUCCUAUCUUGAAGUAUAUAAUGGCGGUUCUGAAUUAUCCGGAUUAAUUGAACGAAUUUGUAUACCAGCAUUCAAUCAGAAUACUAUAGUUGUCAAUUCACAUAUAACAUUGAUUCGUUAUGUAUUGAAAAAAGUUUCAUUUCAAUCAAGAUUUAAAGCAACAAUUACGAUUGAAGGUUGUAAUCGUGAAUAUUAUGUUCCAUUUGGUAGUUUUCUAACCGAUAAAAAUGGUUUAUCAAAAUUAGAAGAUGAAUAUCAAUUUCCUAAAUUUCGAUAUCGUAAUCAAAUCAAUUCAUCUAUAAAAAAAUCAACACAAUUUUCAUCCAAUCUAUGUACAAUUCGAUUAUUGACACAAGCUGAUUUUUUUAUCACAUUAAAUAUUACAUCAAUAUUGUUACGUGGUAAAGAUUGUACAAAAGGUGAUAUAAUUGAAAUUAAAGAAAAUUCCAAUUCCCCUACAAAUCUAAUGAAAUUAUGUUCACCUAAAAAUGAAACAACAAAUCCUUUAAUUAUUACAUCUCAAUCGAAUGAAUUAUUUAUUAUUUAUAAACAAAUUAAUAUCGAACCAAAUGUUGAUGGUGGUGAUAUUGGUGUCGAUAGAUUUAAUAAUGAUCAUUCAAUUGGAAUCAAAUUUUAUGCAUUUGCUAAAUAUAAACGUUGUUAUCAUUUUAUUGAUUUACGUCAAACAACAACCGGUCUAGUAUUUUUGCCAACAGAUAUUCGAUCAAAUACUCGUCGUGUAUCAUGUCAAUGGUUAUUUUACAAUGAUCCUGGAAAUUUAAUCAAAUUAACAUUUUCUUGGUUUAAUUUUGGUCAAUUUCCAGUAGAAAUGAAUGAUAAUGAUGAUGAUGAAACGAAAAAAAAGAAAAAUAAAAAACAAACAUUACGUUGUAAUAAACUUAUGAUGAUUCAACGAAAUUAUUUUGUACCACCAAUAUUGGCCAACAAAUAUGGAUGCUCAAGAUUACGGCCCAGAGUUAUUCAAUCAUUAACUCAUAUAAUGACUAUUAAAAUGUUUGCCAAAGAAUUGGAUUCGAAUGAAGGUUUUAGUUUGGUGUACACAAGUAUUAGUGGUGAAAAUAUUUGCAGUGCAAUUUUUGAUUCAUCAUAUGGUUCAUUUCAAUCAAUGGAUUUCGAUUUUAGUCAUAAUAUGACUGGUUUGAUUAGCUGUGCAUGGGAAAUGAAAAUUGGUUUCAAUCAUUCAGGUUCACUUGUCAUCGAUACGUUUGAUGUUCCAGGUGAUUGUUCAAAUUCAACUUUAAAUGUUGGACAAUUACAUUCUGGUUUAAAAAUAUUUGGAACUCGACAUCUGAUUUGUAUACCGGAAAAUAAAAAACCACAGAAAAAUGGCCUAAAAUUUAUUGUACCAAUUUUUCGUGAUUUUGAUGAAUCAUUAGCAAUCAAUCCGACAAUAUUUUUAAAUUUUAAUCGUACCAAAUCCAAUGUUUAUAAAGGAAUGCGUGGAGAAUAUUUUAUACAAAAAUGUGGUGGUUUAUUUGAUCCGAUGAUCGAACAAGAAUUUCAAUCACCAUCAUAUCCAAAUGCAUAUCCAUCAUCAACAUUUUGUCAUUGGAUAUUCAAACGAAUGAAUAUUGAUUUUGAAGCUAACAGUAUACCUGGUUAUAAAUUAACAUUCAUUGAAUUAGAUAUUGGUCAUAAUUGUGAUCAGGAUUAUUUUCUGUUACAAAUGAAUCCACGUUAUGAAUGGCAAGGUUCGGAACGAAUCUGUUCAAGUGUAAAUAGUUUACCCGUACCUAUUUAUCUGACACAUGGAAUUAUUUUAUCAUUUGUUUCGAGUCAAAAUCUUUCCAUAUCAUCAAGUUCAACAAAUCCAAGUACAUAUGAUUCAAGUCAGAGAAAAUUUCGUUUUCGUAUUGAACCAAUUUCAAAUGGAUGUGGUGGUCUUCUAGCUUCACAUCAAGGUUUUUUUCAUUCACCAAAUUAUUCGGAUAUAAGUGAUACUGACACAGGUUUUGGUGGUCAAACUAAUCAUCGUUAUCCAUUAUCGAUUGAAUGUGUUUGGACUAUAAAAGCGAUGCCAGAUUUUCAUCUUGAAUUUGAAUUUGUUUCACGAUUUGAUCUGGAACAAUCUGAUAAUUGUCAAAAUGAUUAUCUUUUGUUCGAAGAACGUAAAGGAUUAUCCACAAAUAUUGAUGAAUGGACACAAAUAUCAAAACUUUGUGGUCAUCAAACACCGAAAACAAUUAUUUCUCAAUCAGAUUUAGUUCGUAUUACGUUUCGUUCUAAUGAUAAUAUUCAAGGUGAUGGUUUUCGUGUACAGUAUCGGCAAAAAUGUGGUGGACAAUUCGAAGAUGAAUCCGGUUUUAUUUAUUCACCCAAUUAUUUUACACAAGGAUCAUAUAGUAAUGAUUUGACCUGUAUUUAUCGAAUACGACGAAAUCCAAAUGAAUAUAUCCAAAUUCAAUUCGAAGAAUUCGAUCUUGAACAUCAUACAAAUUGUUUGUUUGAUUCGGUCAAUAUCUAUCUUGGUGAUCAUCAAAAUUCAUCUACUAAACAUUAUGGUCCUUAUUGUGGUCUCAUUGCUCCUCCACGACUUGUUUCAAAUGAAUUACUUACUAUCGUUUUUCAUGCCGAUCUUAUGGUUACAAAACGAGGUUUCAAACUUCGUUAUAAUGUUACAAAAUGUGGUGGUAAUAUUACAGAUGCAGAAGGUGAAAUUAUUAGCCCAACUGGUUCUCAACGUGAAUGUGUAUGGAAUAUUAUGAUUCCCGAUGAAAGAAUGUCCGUUUCUUUGCAGAUAAUUGAAAUGAAUUUAGGCAAUGAACAUUGUCGAUAUUAUUGUUGUAAUAAUUUGAAAAUUAUGGAAACGAUAAAUGAAAUUUAUCAUCCUCCUUUAGCAUAUCUGUGCAGUAACCUAACCGAAGAGGUUACAUUCAAAUCGACUGGAAAUCAAAUGUUUAUUAGUUUGAUGCAUGAUACAUGGCAAGAUUCUUUUGUGCCAAAAUUUCGUUUACGAUAUUGGGCAUCACCUGGUCCAAAAACUAAUUGUGGUGGCCAUUUUGAUGGACAAAUGGAUGGGGUUAUCAUUACACCCGAUUUAGAUGGAGAUUCUUUUUAUGAAAAACAAUUAGAUUGUUUAUGGACAAUUAGUGGUCUUCGUGAAAAUCAAAUAUUAACACUUGAAUUUGAACGAUUCGAUGUGGCCACUAUUGAUAAUGAAACCGAUCCGGAUCGUUGUAUUCAUGGUGGUGAUUAUCUUCAAGUUUUUGAUGGUAUAACCAUACAUGCACAACAGUUAACAAUAUUAUGUGGUCGUACUAUGAUUCCAGAAAAAUUAACCAGCACAACUAAUUCAUUGUUAUUGCAAUUCAUUACAAAUCAUGAUGAUAUUUUGGGUCAUGGUUUUCGUGCACAUUUUCGUGUUGAAAAUCGUACCUGUGGUGGUACAAUUAUUUCAUCGGAAAUACCUUCAUCAUUAAUAUCACCACAAUAUCCAAAUGGCUAUGAAAGACCAUUACAAUGUAGUUGGGAAAUAUCAGGACAAUUUAAUUAUUAUCGUAUACCACUUAUUUUGAAAUUUCAAGAUCUUGAUCUAGAUUGUUCAAAUGGUGAUUAUGUUCAGAUUAUACAAUUUCGACCAUCAACUUAUGAAUCAUAUUUAUAUAGUCCAAUAACAUUAUGUUCAUCACCAGCACCAGUAAAAUUUAUGAGUGAUUCAAAUAAUCGAAUUCGUUUGAUAAUGAAAACAUUUACCGAUCCGGUAGAAACUGCAUAUGAUUAUGUUGGUAUUAAUCGUACAGCAACAUCUACAAAAUUAAUGCCAACACAACAACAACAACAACAAAGAAAAACAUUUCGUGGAUUUAAUGUUACACAUCAUUUUUCUGUUUGUAAUGAAACAUUAGAAGGACCAGAUAAUGGUUUUAUUUCAAAUAAAAAUUAUCCACAUCCAACAUUGGUUCAUAUGGGUAUAUUUUGCUAUAUAAACAUAACAGUUCCUGAAGAUCGACAAAUAUCAGUAUUUUUUGAACAAUUUUCAUUUUACAUUUGUUCACAUUCAAAUCUAACCAUUUAUGAUGGUAAUAAUGAUAAUGGUGAUGAUAAAAAACCAAAAGUAUUUGGAAUAUAUUGUGAUCAGAAAACUUUACCUAAUCCAUUGUUUACAACAUCAAAUCGAUUAUCGUUAAUUAUUCAAGCUAGAUAUCAGAUUCGAAUUCCUGGAACACCGGUUAAUCCACAUGAUAAUCGUAAUAAAAUUCUUUAUUCAAUAUCAUAUACAUCACAACCAAAAUCAUUAGUACCUGGUUGUGGCGGAAAUUUUACAAGUCUUCGUGGAUCAUUUACAUCACCAAAUUAUCCAUUUCCAUCUAUCAAUGAUCAAACAUGUAUAUGGAUGAUACAUACUAAUGGUUAUCAUACAAUUACAUUAAAAUUUGAUGAAUUUAUGAUACCUGAACCAUGUGAUACAAAUUUUAUUACAAUUUUUGAUGGUCUCGAAGAUUUGGAAGAAAAACGUUUGGCUACAUUUUGUUCAAUGGAUAAACCUGCAUCAAUACAAAGUUUAUCAAAUUCUAUGAUGAUAAAAUAUUAUUCACGAGAAAAUUUUCUACCCGGUUUUCGUGUUUCAUAUCAUGCUAAUACAAAAGGUUAG
Molecule: messenger RNA, 11763 nt
Organism: Dermatophagoides pteronyssinus (European house dust mite)
Lineage: Eukaryota; Metazoa; Arthropoda; Arachnida; Sarcoptiformes; Pyroglyphidae
Product: cubilin-like
Molecular function (GO): calcium ion binding
Source: RefSeq, a predicted model, not a curated record